AUUUAUGUGGCUAUUUCUGAUGCCACAUGUGCACCGUGCACAUUAUAGCAUUGGAGAUGCUCUUAUUCAAAUUAAUUGAUCUCGAUUUAGAUCAAUUCUACAGACUGUGUUUCGCCGACCCACUAUAUUCACCAUAAGGAAUUAGCAGUGAAAAAUUGCCCUGCGUUUUCCAUCUGUAAUUUUUUUCUUCGUUUCCAUUUUCUACCUCCACGUUUAAUCGUUCUUCUUCUUUUCAACCUUUCCACGUUCCUAUUUUCUUCUUUCAGAGAGCGCUAUGGGCGAUCAGGUUGAGAAGGGAGACGAAUUCUUCAGGAAAGCUGAGAAGAAGCUUAACGGCUGGAGCGUGUUCUCCAACAAAUACGAAGACGCAGCUGAGUUGUACGAGAAAGCCGCCAAUGCCUUCAAACUGGCCAAGUCGUGGGAUAAAGCCGGGGAAACAUAUGUCAAAAUGGCUGAGAUUUAUGAGAAGCUAGAUAGUAUUCACGAAGCUGCUAAUGCAUAUGCUAGUGCUGGUAAAAACUAUAAGAAAACUAAUCCUGAGGAAGCUGUAAACUGUCUAAGCAAAGCAGUAGAUUUAUUUAAGGUGAAUGGACGGCUGGAUAUGGCUGCAAGAAUUUGUAAGGAAAUUGCUGAGAUAUACGAGAAGGAUAAAAAAAUUGCUAAAGCCAUUGUCUGGUAUGCACGAGCAGCUGAUCUUUUCGAGGAUCAAAAGACAACUGCAAAUCAGUGCAAAGAGAAAAUUGCUCAAUUUUCUGCCGAGUUAGAAAAUUAUAAAGAAGCAAUUGAUGCAUAUGUGGAGAUAGCCCAAGAUUCUGUUAAUAACAACCUGUUGAAAUACGGGGUUAGAAAGCAUCUUCUUAAUGCUGGUAUUUGUGAACUAUGUAAGUUUGAUGUUGUUGCAAUCACAAAUGCCUUAGAGCGAUACCAGGAACUGGAUCCAACAUUCUCAGGAACACGGGAGUAUAAACUAUUAAGGGAUCUGACUGCUGCAUUGGAUGAGGAAGAUGUUGUAAAGUUCACAGAUGCUGUCAAGGAAUAUGAUAGCAUGACUCCGCUGGACCCUUGGAGGACCACUCUUCUGCUUAGGGUGAAGGAGUCGAUCAAAGCUAAAGAAUUAGAGGAGGAGGAUCUUACUUGAACUCCCAAUGUAGGCUAUGCCUACAACAAUGAUUUGUUCUACUGGUGUGUUAUGGUCUUUAUCGUUCUGGUUUGAAUCUUUCUUUAACAUGACAGUCUUGCGAGUGGAAUAUUCGUGAUGUAUAUUGAUGAAUGAGAUUGAAAUGUGGGUCGAAAUUUUUUAGUGUCGAAUUGGUUUGUUUAUAACUUUAUGAAUUAUAUUAUUUGUAGUAUGUUGAAGCUCAUAUAUGAAUUCAAAUAUGAUAUGUCCGACAGUCCAAAGCAGAUCUCAACCUUUUAAGGCCAAACGUAUUUUGCAUUUU
Cuscuta epithymum is the source of this 1439-nucleotide messenger RNA. NCBI's taxonomy places the organism in Eukaryota, Viridiplantae, Streptophyta, Magnoliopsida, Solanales, Convolvulaceae. The record is from the annotation of a GenBank genome assembly.